This is a messenger RNA of Camellia sinensis, 309 nucleotides long. RefSeq lists its product as uncharacterized. Lineage: Eukaryota; Viridiplantae; Streptophyta; Magnoliopsida; Ericales; Theaceae. The record is from RefSeq and is a predicted model, not a curated record.
AUGGUGCAGCAUCCACACAAUGAUGCUUUGAUAGUAACCCUUAAGAUUGGAGAAUACCAGCUCGACAGCCCAAUGAUCAGGUUCAAUGGAAUGCCAACAUGGCUUCUGGGAGCAAUAAAUUUUGAGGUACAUGCAGGCACCAGGAAUGUUAGCGCAAAAUUUAAGGUAAUCAAUACCCCCUUCCCUUACAAUGCUAUAUUGGGAAGACCGUGGCUAUACGCCAUGAGGGCUGUUCCCUUGACACUACACCAAUUGUUACGAUUUCCAACUGAACAGGGGAUUGAAGAAGUCAAAGAGGAUCAAGUAUAG